Eurytemora carolleeae is the source of this 3342-nucleotide messenger RNA. Its product is annotated as TBC domain-containing protein kinase-like protein. The coding region runs from base 15 to 2621 and encodes 868 amino acids. The transcript is spliced from 4 exons. Lineage: Eukaryota; Metazoa; Arthropoda; Copepoda; Calanoida; Temoridae. The record is from RefSeq and is a predicted model, not a curated record. Gene Ontology annotation, molecular function: ATP binding; protein kinase activity; GTPase activator activity. Gene Ontology annotation, biological process: protein phosphorylation; activation of GTPase activity.
AUGAAUAUUGAAUUAUGAUUACAGAUAGUAUGGAGUUGAGGAGUCUUGGUUUGUGUUCAGGGGGACUACUAGGAGUAACCAGUUUUGUUGCAUCUAGUCAUCCUGCUGACAGCUGUGGUCUUAAUGGUCUUCCUCUCACACCUAACAGUGUAUCCAUGCAUGGUAACGGACAGAUACUAAAGUUAGUGAACCAUCCUAACCUAGCCAAAUACCUCGAUAUUGUCCGAGGUAAACGACAGAGGAUUGUUCUCGUCUCAGAGUUCUGGAAGAACAAUAUUCGUCAAGAUUCAUCCGUUUUCUCUUCUCCAGACUCAACACUUAGAGUGUCAAAACAAAUCCUCUCCGGUCUAUCGUAUCUUAAUGAGAUGGAGAUAAUCAACCUGAACCUUACUCCAGAGAACAUAAUGUUGGACAGCGAGGGAACAGUUAAAGUAUUUGGUUACGGGUUGGGACGGAUCACAGAGUACGGGAAACUAGUAAAGUUUCCUAUUGGAGAUCCUAGAUUUACCGCCCCGGACGUUCUAAGACGCGGAAUGCAGACUGAGACAAUGAUUGAUCUCCAGGCUGAGAGAUCUAACCCCUGUGAAUACUCGAUCAAUAUCCCUGAAGCUGGUGAACCUCCUGAUCUCCCCCAGGUUGAUGUUUGGUCCCUAGGAAUGAUCCUGGUCGGAGAACUUCUUCAGAUUCAUCAGUUCUGGCCUCAGUCCAAGGUUGGCCAAGUACUCCGGAAGAUAAUAAGUCUAGGAGAAUGUGAGAACGGUUCAGCUGUUCUAGAAAAAAUUGCUCGAGAGCAUGGUUGUCCAGGACGAAUAAGCACACUAGACCCGAGUAUUCUCUCGCUCAUUCAGAAAUGUCUCACUCCUAAAUCCUCAGAUCGUCCUACUCCAAUAGAUCUACUUAACUCUAGUCUUUUCUCCGCCUACCCUGGAUUAAAACACUUCAGUAUCCCGACCUUCCCUGUCAUGGAACUGCGAAGCUUGGAACUCUCUCGUCCUGAUAUCAGUAGGUACGUUGAACCUCUUGAUUUCCUGACAGUUGAUGAGAUCUACUACCUGUGGCAGUUGGCUGGAGGAGAUGUGAUGGUGGAAUUACGGAAGCAUGGUCUCAUGAUUACUUCUCCGCCAGUAAUUUCAACGCCUACUCUGGUUACUGGUGAAGGGCAGGAGUUUGGAGCCCCCCGACAGCGUGCAGCUCUCUACGAUAAAACAAUAAUACCCCUGCCCCUGGACCAGCUGAUACAGUGUCUAUCAACCCUACAUAGAUCUGAACUGAUUCCAACCCUGCAGGAUAUCAAGGCAGCUGAACCUAACCAACUACCUCUAGUAAUCCGGGAGAGAGAUGUCAGGUUUCAGUGCAGAAGAGCUGUGGCAUACAGGCGUCUCCUUCAGGGAUAUCCUUUCAGAAAAAGUGUGAUUGAAGAGGAGAGCUACCAUGAUAUAGUUCCCCUGUACCGAGCACAAAUAUGGGCUGGACUCCUUGGACUAAACUACGAUACUGCUGCUCUAUACAACAGUAUAGACAAGGUGACCUGGAACCCAGUUGACCGACAGAUAGAGGUCGAUAUACCCCGCUGUCACCAGUACAAUGAACUCCUUGCUUCGGAGGAGGGGCAUAGGAAGCUGAAGCGUAUACUAAAGGCCUGGGUAGUUGCAAACCCAAAUCUUGUUUACUGGCAGGGAUUAGAUUCAUUAGCUGCUCCUUUUCUUCUUCUUAAUUUUAACUGUGAAGCAACGGCCUGGGCCUGCUUAUCUGCAUUUAUUCCUAAGUAUUUAUACAAUAUGUUCCAGAAAGAUAAUGCUGCCGUUAUUCAAGAAUAUUUAACAAAAUUUUCCCAUUUACAAGCUUUCUAUGAUCCGGUACUGUUCAAUCAUCUUGACGAGAUCGGAUUUAUCCCUGAUCUCUACGCAAUACCCUGGGUUCUAACCAUGUUCAGUCAUGUGUUCCCCCUGCAUAAAAUAUUUCAUCUGUGGGAUACCCUUUUGCUAGGAAACUCCAGUUAUCCACUGUGUGUAGGGAUGGCGAUCCUUCUCCAACUUCGAACCCAGCUCAUGGAAUCACAGUUUAACGAGUGUAUACUUCUCUUCAGUGAAAUGCCCUCUGUAGAUAUUGACAGUGUAGUCUCCAAUAGUAAAGUUAUCUUUAAGUCUAUACCUCCUAGUAUAACAUUCCGAGCCCAUGAUCAGGUUCGGGAGAAGGCUGAUGAUUAUCUUGAUCUUCAACCCCUUCCUGUCAGCGUCCUUAGGCAGGAGAAGAUUGGAAGAAUUAGUGCCAGGGACGUGAUUGAUCUUCUAGAUGUUCGUAAAGAGAAGUACAGUACACCAAAGAUUUUUAUCCUUGAUGUCCGGAGUAGAGAGGAGUUUAAGGUUGGUUCUCUACCCGGAGCUCAUAAUAUUCCGUCCCAUCUGUUCCUGGAGACUCAAUCUAUACCUGGAGAUCCUGCCCUGGACCUGGUUAAAUCCAAGGGUAGGAUUACAGCAGUGCUGGGACGAGACGGAGGAGAUGAGAUGGUUAAGGUUGCGGAGCUCCUUCUCUCUCAUCAGUUCUCCAGGGUAGUGACUGUACACGGUGGAGUAGAAGUAUUUAGAAAAGCAGAUAUCCUUGUACUCCCAAACCUGCCAUAAGCUGAAGCAAACAAAGGUCGGAAAUUUGUGCAUCGCUAAUCUUGAAUUUUUUUAUCUCGAUAUCUAAUGUGGACACUUUUAAUUUGAGGAUAAAUGCUUAGUCCCUUAAUUAAAGUUAACCCUGACCAUCACGAGAUAGAGAUAUUGAAAAGGAAUUAGAUUAACUAUUCUCACUUCCGAGAUUCACACUUCAGAUUGUUCAACUCAAGCUUAAACACAAACUAAAUUUUAUUUUUUUUUUAAUCAUAUUUAUUCUUUGAAAUAAAGGAAUACUGAAGGCGGAGUUGGGGGGGNGGGGGGGGAUAUAUGGAAAAUAAUUUAGCGACACCCAAAAAGCGGGGAAAUACAUUGAAAAAUUAAUAUAAAGGAUUUAGUAAAGAACUAAUACGUUUCUGAAAAUUUCAGUAUCUUAGAUUUAAGUUCAGACAUAAAUUACAAAGUUUAACGCGGUAAUUUCAUAAAAAAAAAAUUUUAAAAUCAUUUCUGGUUUUUAUUGUUAAUUUCCGUCGAUAUUGGAGAAAUAGGCGUUAAGAAUUGGGAAAGGAAAACAAAGAAGAAAAACAUACAAAAAGUUUUAUUUUACCUGUUGUGUAUGGUUUUGCCAUAGGCUUGUAUUGUAGCAUUUACCAUCUAUCUGUGAUAAUAUUCUAAUUAUUUAAUCUACGCUUGUAGUCUUUUAUUGUUUGUCAUCAUAAUUAUGAAUAAAAUGAUUAAAAUUUUA